UUAAAGCCCACUUGCACAGUUUUUAUGAAAAUGAAAACAAUAUCCUAUGUUUUCUUUUCUUGAGAUUUGUUCAGAUUAUGAGGGCAGCGGGAUCAUUAUAAGAGCAGAUCUCUCAGCUAUUUAUCAAUAUUGUGAUAUGGGACUAGUAUUUGUAUCAACAUGAACUAUUCUAUAGUUAUAGUGUGCAGUUAGUUUUAGAGCUAAAUGAGGAAUAAACAUUUGCUAAUUAAAAGGAUUAAGCCUAUUUUCCGUUAAAUGUAAAAUCUUCAAAAUACUGUGUAGUCCAAGACUAGGCUCAUAACCAAACGAUUACCAAACAAUUGACGAUCAUUUCUGCAUUAAGAUUAAAAACUGAAUAAUAAACCUACAUAACAGUCACAUAAGCUUUGUAUAGAUAUAAAGAAGUAAGCAUAUUCUUGAACACAGUUUCUUAUAUCAUCCCUCAAAAAUAUGAUGAAGAGUCCAGUCAAGAGAAAGGUCAAUUUUUGAUUACAAACUCAGAUGGGCCUCCAUCAGCUCAGCAAAAAUAUCUAUGACAUCAGCGUAUGCUAGGAAGACUAUAUCGCCCUGAUCCCAGUGCAUGGACACCAGCUAACAGGAACACAUGACGUUUAGCCAUAACGGGACUUCCGCUGGUCCGGCGACUCGCUGAAAUUGACCCCUUGAGCGACCCCUGGGUGAAACCUGAGUCACUUGUCGUCGCCGCUGCCUCUGAGUGGAGUUGUCACUGCUGGGAAGAGGGCCAUGCCUUACUUUAAUGAACAGUCACAGCUAAGGAAUCCCAGUGCAAGGUGCCUGGGUACCAUUUUUGUUCCUUGUACUUUGACCCCUUUCCUUAUUUGCAUGUUUACACAUUGUCCCUCCCAUAUAAAGAGGCCGAUCCCAUUGGCACCAAACCACAUUGAUACUGAGGCAGCAUCGGCUGCUGCUGAACUUGAAACUCAAAGAAGACGGCCAGAUCUUGGUUGUGGUCUUCCUUUUGAUUGAAUGAGAUGGGAUCGCACAGCUCCAAAGUCCCACUAGAGACUCAGAUUCUCAUUCUUGGACUUGACGGAUCCGGCAAGUCCACCCUGCUCUACAAGCUCAAAUACAACGAGGCGGUGGUGACUGUUCCUACUGUGGGCUUUAAUGUGGAGAUGCUGGAGACCAAGGAGAAAGGUUGCACCCUGACCGUGUGGGACGUUGGAGGCCAGAGCCAAAUGAGGGCCUACUGGAAGCACUACUACCAGGACUCAUCCGGGCUGGUGUACGUGGUGGACAGUCACGACCAAAAUAGGCUGUCCGAAGCCAAGCAAGAACUGGAGCAAAUCUUGGAACACGAGGAGCUUGAGAGCAAGCCGCUGAUCGUGCUAGCCAACAAACAAGACCUGCCAGGAGCUGCAAAUGCAGACGAUAUUGCAGAGACCCUGAACUUGAAAGAGAUUUGCGGGAACAGAAACUGGCUCAUCCAGCCAUGUUCAGGGAGGACUGGUGAAGGUCUGGAGAACUGCUUCAGGAAAAUGGUUCACUUACUAAAGACCGCUGUAGUAAAUAGAGAGAGAGGCUACAGUAAUAGGGGCUUUAGUUUAAAGGAGAGAAACGCCAGAACAUCAACCUCAUCAGUGAAAUCAGUAACGUAAGACUUAUAGAAGUAACUGGUGGAACUACUAGACUUUUUUGGUGGUCUUGGGACUGAAUAACAAAGCAAGAAAUGGGUGAGGGGGCCUAUCUUUUAGGCUAUGUCUGUAACAUGGCUGCCAUCUUAAAAGUUGCCAUAUUACAUUUCUGAAAUAUGCCACUUUUGACUCGCACAAGAAGCAGCAAAAAAUGAGAAUUCCUAAAUAAUGAUUCUACCUCUGUGGAUUUAUUGUUGAUGUACUGUACACUUCUGCAAAUUCCUUUCAUUUUUAAUGCUUUUGUGGUUUUUGUGUAUUGUACAUUUGAUUUCUAAUUGUAUUUUUAAAGUUUAUUUUUUUAUUUAUUCGUUAAUGUAUUAUUAAAUGUACCAAUGUAUUUUAAACAUUGUGUAUUUUCUUUUAUCUCUUUUCUUUUUAUCUUUUAUCUAUUUAUUUUGUUUUUUUAAGUGACAUAAAAUGUUUUCAAAACUUAAGCAA
Molecule: messenger RNA, 2093 nt
Organism: Astyanax mexicanus (Mexican tetra)
Lineage: Eukaryota; Metazoa; Chordata; Actinopteri; Characiformes; Acestrorhamphidae
Product: ADP-ribosylation factor-like protein 14
Exons: 1
Coding region: 993-1619 (208 amino acids)
Biological process (GO): intracellular protein transport; vesicle-mediated transport
Cellular component (GO): cytoplasm
Molecular function (GO): GTPase activity; GTP binding
Source: RefSeq, a predicted model, not a curated record